AUGCCAGCUUCUCAAGCCUUUGCAGAGAGAAUAUUCAGUGUCACAGAAUGUGAGAAAAGCUUAAGAUGGAAGUCUAAUCUACUAGAACACCACAAAAUUCACACAGGUGAGAAACCACAUACAUGUACUGAGUGCGGCAAAUGUUUUACACAAAUGGAUCAUCUGGAAACUCAUGAAAAGAUUCACACAGGAGAAAAGCCUUUCAUAUGUACAGAGUGCGGAAAAUGUUUUACACAAACGAGUCAUCUGAAAACUCAUGAACGGAUUCACACAGGGGAAAAGCCUUUCACAUGUACAGAGUGUGGAAAAAGUUUUACACAAACGAGUCAUCUGAAAACUCAUGAACGGAUUCACACAGGGGAAAAGCCUUUUACAUGUACAGAGUGUGGGAAAUGUUUUACAGCAAUGAGUAGUCUGAAAUAUCAUGAAAGGAUUCACACAGGGGAAAAUCCUUUUACAUGUACAGAGUGUGGGAAAUGUUUUAAAGCAAUGAGUAGUCUGAAAUAUCAUGAAAGGAUUCACACAGGAGAAAAGCCUUUCACAUGUACAGAGUGUGGGAAAAGUUUUACACAAAAGAGUGAACUGAAAACUCAUGAAAGGAGUCACACAGGGGAAAAACCUUUCACAUGUGCAGAGUGUGGGAAAAGUUUUACACAAAAGAGACAGUUGAAAAGUCAUGAAAGGAUUCACACAGGGGAAAAGCCGUUCACAUGUACAGAGUGUGGGAAAUGUUUUACACAAAUAAGUAAUCUGAAAACUCAUGAAAGG
This is a messenger RNA of Bombina bombina (fire-bellied toad), 768 nucleotides long. Its product is annotated as gastrula zinc finger protein XlCGF7.1-like. The transcript is spliced from 2 exons. Lineage: Eukaryota; Metazoa; Chordata; Amphibia; Anura; Bombinatoridae. Gene Ontology annotation, molecular function: DNA-binding transcription factor activity, RNA polymerase II-specific; RNA polymerase II cis-regulatory region sequence-specific DNA binding. The record is from RefSeq and is a predicted model, not a curated record. Gene Ontology annotation, biological process: regulation of transcription by RNA polymerase II; central nervous system development. The annotation marks the transcript as partial. Gene Ontology annotation, cellular component: nucleus.